GACUCGGCGGGGCGCUGCGGCGGCUGGAGCCGCGGGAGCUGCGCGCUCGCCAGAACGCAGACGGCGGCAGGAGCCCUGGCGGCCUCGGGGUCGGGGACGCCAUGAAUGGCUCGGGCGGCCCGCGGGCCGAGGACGCCGGUGAGGCGAAUGGCAGGGACAGCUGGCAGCCCGAGGCGGUUAUCGUGCCCCUGCUGUUCGUGCUCAUCUUCUUGGUGGGCACCGUGGGCAACGCGCUGGUGCUGGCCGUGCUGCUGCGCGGCGGCCAGGCGGUCAGCACCACCAAUCUGUUCAUCCUCAACCUGGGCGUGGCCGACCUGUGUUUCAUCGUGUGCUGCGUGCCCUUCCAGGCCACCAUCUACACCCUGGACGGCUGGGUGUUCGGCUGGCUGCUCUGCAAGGCGGUGCACUUUCUCAUCUUCCUCACCAUGUACGCCAGCAGCUUCACGCUGGCCGCUGUCUCCCUGGACAGGUAUCUGGCCAUCCGCUACCCGCUGCACUCCCGUGAGCUGCGCACGCCUCGCAACGCGCUGGCUGCCAUCGGGCUCAUCUGGGGGCUGUCGCUGCUCUUCUCCGGGCCCUACCUGAGUUACUACCGCCAGUCGAAGUUGGCCAACCUGACCGUGUGCCACCCGGCGUGGAGCGCGCCUCGUCGCCGCGCCAUGGACCUCUGCACCUUUGUCUUCAGCUACCUGCUUCCCGUGCUGGUGCUCGGCCUGACCUACGCGCGCACCCUGCGCUACCUGUGGCGCACGGUUGACCCGGUGGCCGCCGGUUCGAGCGGCCAGCGCGCCAAGCGCAAGGUGACGCGCAUGAUCAUCAUUGUGGCCGCGCUCUUCUGCCUCUGUUGGAUGCCCCACCACGCGCUUAUCCUCUGCGUGUGGUUCGGCCGCUUCCCGCUUACGCCUGCCACCUACGCGCUGCGCAUCCUCUCACACCUGGUCUCCUAUGCCAACUCCUGUGUCAACCCCAUCGUCUACGCGCUGGUCUCCAAGCACUUCCGCAAGGGCUUCCGCAAGAUCUGCGCAGGUCUGCUGCGCCGGGCCCCACGGAGAGCGUCGGGCCGCGUGUGCAUCGCCGCGCGCGGCACCCGCCGCAGCAGCGUCCUGGAGCGCGAAUCCACCGACCUGACGCACGUGAGCGAGGCUGCCGGGCCCUCCGCCCCUGUGCUGGCACCUCUCAGCAGUCCGCCGGCCUUGAGCCGGGUACCCGGCCCUCCCUGGCGGGACCAAAAUGCCCCCUACGGCAUCCCGACAGUGAAUGCGACCUGAGGGCACUUAGCGAGUGUGCUUUGGUGUUAAAAGGAUUGGCGUCAGAGGUGGGGAUG
Suricata suricatta (meerkat) is the source of this 1324-nucleotide messenger RNA. It is a transcript of the gene GALR2, whose product is annotated as galanin receptor 2. Gene Ontology annotation, molecular function: galanin receptor activity. Gene Ontology annotation, cellular component: membrane. Gene Ontology annotation, biological process: negative regulation of adenylate cyclase activity; adenylate cyclase-modulating G protein-coupled receptor signaling pathway; neuropeptide signaling pathway. The record is from RefSeq and is a predicted model, not a curated record. Lineage: Eukaryota; Metazoa; Chordata; Mammalia; Carnivora; Herpestidae. Bases 102 to 1268 code for a protein of 388 amino acids. The transcript is spliced from 2 exons.